This is a messenger RNA of Bufo gargarizans (Asiatic toad), 10195 nucleotides long. RefSeq names its product otogelin (gene OTOG). The transcript is spliced from 54 exons. Bases 1 to 9363 code for a protein of 3120 amino acids. Lineage: Eukaryota; Metazoa; Chordata; Amphibia; Anura; Bufonidae. Gene Ontology annotation, biological process: L-arabinose metabolic process. Gene Ontology annotation, molecular function: protein binding; alpha-L-arabinofuranosidase activity. The record is from RefSeq and is a predicted model, not a curated record. Gene Ontology annotation, cellular component: extracellular matrix.
AUGGCUACAGGCUCCCCAGAAAGCAGAACACGCAGCGGGCGGCAGUCAGUGGAGAGGAGACUUCCCAAAGUAAAGUGCGAUGUUCUUCCCUGCUUCAAUGGAGGAGAAUGUUGGCAGAAGAAGUUCUGUGACUGCAGCCGGUACAACGCAUCGGGAUCUAGAUGUCAGAUAGUAUAUAAUACAGGCCCGGAGAGAGAGAACAUCUGCCGGACGUGGGGGCAGUAUCAUUAUGAGACCUUUGAUGGACUUUAUUUUUUUUUCCCUGGAAAAUUCACGUAUGACCUCCUGCGCCAAGCAGAACCAGAUGAGCAGAGAUUUUCCAUACAGGUGCACAACGACCCGUCCUGCGCCUCCCACCCCUACUCUUGCGCUCGCUUCGUCACACUGUACUUUGCUGGUGCCGGGGAAGUGACGUUACAGGAACACAUUGUUCUCCUCAACAACCUCAGGGUGCAGCUGCCAUAUACCAGUGGGGUGCUGAGGAUACAACGCCUCGCCGGAUACAUCAUCAUCACUCAGCACUACGCCUUCUCCUUGGCCUGGGAUGGAAACUCCGCUAUUUAUCUGAAAAUGAGUCCGGAUUAUGUCGGUAGAACCCACGGAAUAUGUGGCAAUAAUAACUGGAUCCCCCACGAUGAUCUGGUGACAAGUUAUGGUAAAGUGACAGAGGACAUUGAGGAAUUUGUGAACAGCUGGAGGGAGGAUUUGCCCCAGAAAUUGUGGCUGAACCCGGCCCCGUCCACUUCCUAUGAGCCACCAUGUGCUAAGCUGAAGCCGCAGGCGAGACAGGUGGCGCACUCUCUCUGCAGCUCGUUACUUCAGCCUCCAUUUCAGAGUUGUCACGAGUUGGUGAGUCCGGAGCCCUUCAUGGCGAGCUGCGCAGAUGACCUGUGCAUGUCAGAGAUGGACAUGGGCACCUUGUGCAGAGCUCUGGCAGAGUAUGCCCGCGCCUGUGCUCACGCCGGGCACCCACUGCAAGGAUGGAGGGAGGUGUUCAAAAAGUGUGACGUUACAUGUGACACUGGCCUGGUAUACAAAGAAUGCAUUGAAUGUUGUCCAACCUCGUGCCACCUGAGGAAGCCAUGUAUGGACAGCGAGAUCUCCUGUGUAGACGGCUGCUACUGUCCUGAGGGGAUGGUUCUAGAAAAUGAAACUUGUGUUCAUCCCUCUGAAUGUCCCUGCGAUUUCCAUGGCGUCCCCCGCCAAGCUGGCACUGUGGUGCAGGACCAGUGUAACAACUGCACUUGUUCUGAAGGAAAAUGGGUUUGCACAGAGCUGACUUGUCCAGCCGAGUGUUCUGUCACCGGGGACUUUCACAUUAUGACGUUUGAUGGACGUAAAUACACUUUCCAGGCCCCAUGCCAGUACAUCCUGGCGAAGAGCCUCUCAUCCGGAACCUUCACUGUGUCUCUGCAGAACGCCCCCUGUGGACCGAACCUGGACGGAUCCUGCAUCCAGUCUGUGAACAUCAUCGUUCACCAGGAUCAGAGGAAAGAGGUGAUUCUGACGCAGUCCGGAGACGUCUUUGUGUAUGAGCAAUACAAAGUCAACCUGCCAUAUACCGACGAUGUGUUUGAGAUCAGAGCUUUCUCUUCGGUGUUUGUACGAGUGAAGACGUCUCUGGGGUUGCAGCUGCUGUACGACCGAGGAGGCCUCCGCCUUUACCUCCAAGUGGACGAGCGCUGGAAGGACGACACCACGGGCCUCUGCGGGACCUUCAAUGACAACACGCAGGACGACUUUCUCUCUCCAGCUGGAGUUCCAGAAAGUACUCCACAGUUGUUUGGAAAUUCGUGGAAAACAUCCUCCGCCUGUGGGACAGAAUAUCUGUCCUCUCGCCUGGACCCGUGUGAUGUUCACCUGCAGGCAGCCUCCUAUGCGGCAGAGAGCUGCAGCGUCAUCAGCAGCGGGGAUCUCUUCGCUCCCUGUCAUUCCUACCUGAGUCCCGUGUCGUAUUAUGAGCAGUGCAGGAGAGACACAUGUAAGUGUGGAGAUACCUGCCUCUGCUCCGCCCUGGCACACUAUGCCCACCAAUGCCGCCACUUCGGAGUCACCGUCAACUUCAGAGGCAGCGUCCCCAGCUGUGAUAUUCCAUGUGAAGGCUCGAUGGUCUACAGCACGUGUGUCAGUCCAUGUGCCCGCACCUGCCAGUCAAUGUCGGCUCCAGAAGUCUGUGAGGAAGAGUGUAUGGAGGGCUGUGCGUGUCCUGACAACAUGUAUUACAGCACUCAGCUCAGCACAUGUGUAGAGAGGAGCCGGUGUCCAUGUUACUUCCAGGGAAUCAAUUAUCAACCUGGAGAAAACGUCAUCACCUCCAUCGGAAAAUGCCUCUGCAUGGAUGGAGUAAUGAAGUGUGAGAGCAGCGCAGCAGUGCACAGCUGUCCAGACGGUCAGAUCUAUCGCAACUGCAGCAGUUCAGAGGUGGACAUUGCACUGAGCCCAGAGAAGACCUGUGAGAAUCAGCUGCUGAAUGUCUCUGCGUCCUCCAGCCUGCCCUGUGUGUCCGUCUGUGUCUGCCCCAGAGGGCUGGUGAAGCAUGGCACAGAGUGCCUGGAGCCGGCUGCCUGUCCCUGCUCAUGGAAAGCCAAGGAAUACUUCCCAGGAGACAUCGUGCACUCGCCCUGUCACACCUGUGUCUGCCAGCAUGGAGCCUUUCAGUGCAGCUUCCACCCCUGCCCCUCCAUGUGCACCUUCUACGCAGACCGCCAUUACCGGACGUUUGAUGGUUUUACCUUUGAUUUCGUGGGAAAUUGUAAAGUUCAUCUGGUGAAGGCUCGGUCACCAAGCAACUUCUCUGUCACAGCAGAAAAUGUGAAUUGUUUCAGCAGUGGAGCCAUCUGCAGGAAGGUCAUCUCCAUCAGCGUGGGGCGCUCUCUAAUCCUGCUCAAUGAUGACACAGGAAUGCCGAACCCUUCGAGUGUCAUCGAUACGUCCCACGAGGUGCACGUCUGGCAGGCCGGCUUCUUCACAUUCAUCCACUUCCCCUCCGAAUACAUAACACUUCUGUGGGACCAGAGGACGGCCCUUCACAUCCAGGCUGGGCCCCAGUGGCAGGGUGCACUCAGCGGCCUGUGUGGAAAUUUUGAUCUGAAAACAGUCAAUGAGAUGAGGACUCCCGAAAACCUCGAGUUAUCCAAUCCUCAGGAAUUUGGAACCAGCUGGACAGCGUCCGAGUGUCUUGACAGCCCCGACACCCGGGAUCGCUGCCGUCAGAACCCGCUGCGAGAGCCUUUUGCCAAGAAGCAAUGUGGGAUCUUGCUGAGUGAAGUAUUUGAAGACUGCCACCCGGUGGUAGAUGUGACUUGGUUUUACUCUAACUGCCUGUCGGACACGUGCGGCUGCAACCUUGGUGGAGACUGUGAGUGUUUCUGUACCAGUGUCUCGGCGUAUGCCCAUCAGUGUUGCCAGCAAGGAGUCACUGUGGACUGGAGGUCGCCCCGAACAUGUCCUUAUGACUGUGAAUUCUACAAUAAAGUUCUAGGUAAAGGUCCAUACAGGCUGCAUAGUCAGGUGGACAGAAACCUGGUGCUGGCUGUCCGAAUGACUGAUGCGACUGUGCUGCCAAUGAGAGAAGAACGUGCGAUGCCUGGACACGCCGCAGACUUCAUGAUCACCCCAGGACUAUUCAGCCCCAGAGCACAUGAUAAAAGCAUCAUCUCCUUGGAGGUAGCCGAGCGGCCAAACAUAUUCUUACAUCUGGGACGUAAUGGAACCUUACAAGUGUCCAAAUGGCAGAGAAGCGAUGAGUUCCAGAGGAGCGCAACGUUCAUAAUCCACAAGAACCGGUGGACGGCCGGGUACAGUGCCUUUGAGAGCCUCGCCAAACCCGGACACUUUGUGAGAGUCUCGGCCGCCUCCAUCUUCCUGGCAAAAUAUCAUCACUCUGCUGCAUUCAGGCUCGCCACGCUCUUCAUGUUAUCAGAUUCCAAGUUGCGUGUCGUUCUGCGAUCUUCCUGUGAGUGGCGCUAUGAUGCUUGUAGUAGUGCUUGUUACCGAACCUGCAGAGACCCGGCCGGUGAACGCUGUAACGGUGUCCCUAGGGUUGAAGGUUGCUUCCCAUGGUGCCCACCAGACAUGGUCGCGGAUGAAGUUACUAAAAAAUGUGUCUACUUCCCUGACUGUAUUGAAUCUGCAGUCAGUCUGACCACGUCCACUACCAUGAAGGUGACCUCAUCCCCCGCAGCGCCUGUAACAGGAGCCGGUGCCCUGACUGCCUUUAGCACCAGACCUGUCUCCUCCACAACCAUCUCUGCAGCGCACCGCGCCACACCUGUUGCUCCAUUACACACCACGACGCAGCCUGGAGAAAGCUCCACUGAUAUUGUGCGCACCCCAACACAGACAGAUAUCCCGAAGACCAGGACACCUACUGCUCUCCCUAUCACUACAAGGACUCAGGCAACAUCAGGUGAAGACAUUCACCCCUCACAUGUAUCAGUCCCUAGGACAGUCACCACCUCAUCUCCAUCUCCAGGCACUAUCUCCACUGAGACCAUGUCCUCUUCUGUGCCAUCCACCUUGACAACAUCCGAUGACGCCCAUAGGACUUUGACAGCUUGGCAGAAUGUAACAAGAUCAGCAGAUUCUUCACCCACUGCUGGAGUUCAGAUCAGCCGUACUGUAACCCAUUCUGAACAGUCCACCCCAAGCACAGGCCCCAUGAAGUUGUCCUCUGAGCCACACACAUCUACAUCUGGAAGUACAGAUCACACUGUCUCACAAAUAGACCAGGGAGCAUCCCUCCCACCAUCAAGGAUCACAUCUACACACUAUACCAUGGUCCCUAGACCACCAGAGAAAGCAACAUCAGUCACUGGGAUUACAAGGGAAACAAGUCAAGCUGUUGAGACCACUGGACAAUCCACCUUACAAACCUUCCUAAUGUCCACCAAGCUGGUGACCGAAACAGAGAUCUCACAUGCAAAGGAUCUGACUGAGUCUGUGGGAGGAAUAACCCAAACAUCGGGUGUAAGUAGCGUUUCUCAGAAGAUCACAAAGUCCACCACAGAAGCUCCUCAAGUCUACAGUGUGCUGCCCUUUACCACAAGUCAAGACACAAGAAGCAAAGAAUCCUUUUCUGGCUAUCCUCCCGGCAGCUCUCCGGGCCUGGUGACGAUCAGUGUUUCCAGUAUCCCUGCACAGACUCAACCAACAUCUGUUUCCAUCACAUUGUCAACAAGACCAUCUACUGCCGUAACAUUUACCUCCAAGGAGACAUCAUUAAUGUCUCAGCUGCCUACAACUGAAGGAACAAGAUUAGCUCCAACCCCAAGUGCCUCAUCUCAGGCUACAUCUAGUGAGCAUACAAUUUAUGUGGAAGGAACCAAACUACAGCGCUCAGAAGCCAUCACCAUGAAUUCAACCUCAGAGACAGCCAUUACAACUAUUACCACAAAAAUAGCUCCAUUGACUUCAGUGGCAUCCAAGGAGGCACGCGCGUCUACUGAGCUAACAUCCCAUGGCACAAGAACCUCCAAUGCCACUCAGAUGUCCACCAAACAAGGGACUGGACAACCCAUAACAGAACCCAUAGCCACAGCACAGUCCACUAGGCUCAUCCUAGACUUAAGGAAUGUAACUGGUCCAAUAAAAUCUACCCCAAGCACAAGAGGUGCACUGUCACCUACUGAUCUUCAUGUAUAUGAUACCAAACUGCCUCCUACAUACCCCUCUGAGGAGACUUCUCAGCAAACAUCUCAACCAGGGCUCUUAACAAGGACAUCCAGCAUAAGUGUCACAAUGGUUCCAGACCUGUCAGUAACACUGAGCCCCACCUAUAGUAAAACCAUUGUGACCCUAUCAUCACCAGCUUCUGAUCGCUCUCUGUUCUACACCUCCAGAACAACACAGUCCAGGAGUCUAGAAACAUAUGGAAGUGCUCCAACCUCAUUAUCUCCAGCUAUUUCUCAUCCUGGACCAUCAGUGACCACACACACUAGCACAGCAGUGGUGACCAUGUUUCCAGACACCGUAACCAUGACACACAUGAAGCCUGGCACUAGCUCCACACCAGUGCAGUCUCCCCAGCACAGUGCAACAUCUAAAGUCACCACAGAAAGCCCAUCUACAGAAGAAGCUGUGAGUACAACUGAACGGAGAGAUCUGUCACCACCAGAGGCCUAUAAAACCACAACUCUCUUCCCUUCUGCUUCUCAACCAGUGGUUGUAUCUGAAACAUUAGCCGUUCAUCGUCCAUCAACUGAGGCCUUGAUGUCUCCUGGGUCCAUUACUGAGGAGAGCCAGACCUCAGCUGUAACACCUGCUUCAUCUACAAUGUACCAUCCAUCAGUUAUCACAGGCUCGUUAACCUCGCCUGGUGACUUCACAUCUCGCUCUCCUGGCAGUGAACAGACUGCGGUGGCUCCUGACAUGAGUACAAGUGUAGCAGCAAAAUCCACAUCAACUUCACAGACAAAAUCCAAAUAUUCCACAUGGGCAGAAGCCUCACCGUACCCUCUUCAUACUUUGCCUCCUGGAAACACCACCCAUGUUCCGGUGUUCUUGACACAUGGCGUACAUGUACAAGUUCCAGACAACCAGACGACUACUCCCAGUGUUACUAUCCAGCCCCAGUACAAACUGCCCCCCACAACAGCAGCAGCGUCCACUCAACUUCUAGUGAUGACAUCAUCCAGAGCCUUCAGUGAGACAGAGACAUCGUACCCUGCCCUCCAGAGCAGCACUCCUGAUAUCUCGGCAGGUAUCACUGUGUCCUCCUUGUCAUCCAGAGAACCUGCCACAAGCCAGCCAUGCACGCCAUACACAGAAAAUGAAUGCAUUAAACAUAUCUGUGUGGACGGACAGCUAAUCCAGGUGAACAAAUCCCAACACUGUCCCUACAACGUCACUCAGCCCGGCUGCGGACUCCUAGGAUUCGCAGUCCAAAUCAAUGGAGAUCGCUGCUGCCCCAGAUGGGAGUGUGCCUGCCGCUGCUCCCUCUUCUCAGACUUGAGCUUCGUUACUUUUGAUGGACGUUAUCUUGCGUUGUAUAAAGAAGCCUCGUAUAUCUUGACUCUGACAGAGGAUGAGUCCAUUACAGUGCAGGUUUCACAAUGUGGACACACAGGCCAGGUUACACUGUGUUUAUCUGCACUGGAACUGACCUAUAUAUCCAACCAGAUCAUCAUCAAUCGUUUAAACCGAAAAGUUGUGGUGAACUCGAGGAAUGCUUGGCCAAUGGUCAGGAAAUAUGGAUACAAGAUUGUGGAUACUGGUAAUAUGUACUUAAUCGACACUCCAUCAGAUGUGAAGAUCCAGUGGUUUCACAGCACUGGUCUGAUGAUCAUUGAGUCCAACUCCACCAGUAGGCCAACGUCUAUGGGACUUUGUGGAUUCUGUGAUGGGAAUGCAACAAAUGACUUAAUUUUACCCAAUGGCCGAGUCUUGUCCAAGAGCGAUGAUUCUGAGGAGUUUGUGGACAGCUGGCAAGUUCCCUACACACUAAAAUAUGUAGGAAAGGAGAGACACCGGGACCUGAACUGCACAGUGAUGGACUGCUCCGAGUGCUUCCAGCUGAUCCUCGACCAGGCGUUCAGCAGCUGUCACCCAUAUGUGUCUCCAGAGGCGUUCUGUGAACUGUGGGUGAAGGACGUGGCAUACGCUCAGGAUCCAUGCAAAGCCCUGACUGCCUACGUCGCCAUGUGCCACAAAUUUAACGUCUGCAUUGAGUGGAGGAGACCAGACUUUUGCUCAUUUUACUGCCCCCCAUCAUUAAUCUACCAGGCAUGCCUGCCGGUCUGUGACAUCACCCCGACGUGUCAGAACAAUGAGAUUGACCUGUACGGCAGCGAGUCGUGUGCGGCACUGACCGAGGGCUGCGUCUGCGCAGAGGGAGAAGUCUUACACCGGCCAUACUCCACUGUCUGCAUUUCAGAGAGCAAAUGCGCUUGUACGGACAGCACAGGGACCCCACGUGAGAUCGGAGAGGUCUGGCGGCUAUCAGGGGCCGGAUGCUGCGCCUAUCAGUGUGUCGAUAACGAUACUAUGGUCCCAAUUCAGCUCGGCUGUUCUGAUACAGAGGAGCCGGAGUGCCGGCGAUACGGAGAGGUGCUGGUGUCCAUCUCCCAUGACCAGACAUGUUGUCCUCAGAAGCUCUGCGUGUGUAAUGAGACGCUGUGUGAUGGUCUGAUCCCAGUGUGCCGCAGCCACGAGAAGCUCACCGCCUAUUAUCAAGAUGGCUCUUGCUGCCCCCGAUAUACGUGUGAGUGUGACCCUGAGAAGUGUAACCAGGUGGACGGUGUCCGUCAGUGUCGAGAGGACCAGACGCUGUUUGCUGUUCGCACCAGGGAGUCGUGUUGUGUCAGGCACUUCUGUGGAUGUAACGUCUGCUCUGAGCCGGUACCCACCUGUCAGCAGGGAGAAAUACUCACCGUCAGCAGCAACCUUACUGACAGAUGCUGCCCCACCUACCAGUGUGUGUGUGAUACUGCUCGAUGUCCAGAUAUCACAUGUGACCUGGGAAUGUCUGCAGUCGAGAUGUGGACCCCUAAUAGCUGCUGCCCCUACAGAACAUGUGAAUGUUCCUGUGAUAAGCUCCAUAAGCCGGAGUGUAGUGCGGGAGAAAAAUUAGAAGUUGCUGAAGAAUUAUUGAAUUCUGCAGGAAAUCCCUGUAACUGCACAGUAUAUAAGUGUGUGAAGGACACCGUGUGUGUCAGUAAGGAACAUGGCGUCCUGCGCCCAGGCCAGACCGUGGUCCAGCACACGUCUGAGGGAGUGUGUCACUCUGCCCACUGUACCUCCGCCAUUGACCCCCUGACUAAAUACCACCUCAUCAACGUCUCCUCCCUGAAUUGUGCUGCCAAAUGUGAAGCUAAUCAGCUGUAUGAGCCGCCACGAGACGUGACCCGAUGCUGUGGGCGCUGUAGGAAUGUGUCAUGUGUCCAUACCUUGCUAAAUGGUACAGUCCUCACUCACAAGCCCGGUUCUACCUGGAUUUCUAAGUGUGUCAAAUAUGACUGCACAAACACACCCCUAGGACCAGUGUUAGUCACGUCCGCCGUCAGCUGCCCCCCAUUUAAUGAGACAGAGUGCAUAAAGAUGGGAGGAUAUGUUGUGUCGUUCUUAGACGGAUGCUGUAAAACAUGCAAAGAAGAUGGAAAGUUUUGUAAGCGAGUCACUGUGCGGAUGACAAUCAGGAAGAACGACUGCAGAAGUAACACUCCAGUGAACAUCGUGUCAUGUGACGGGAAGUGUCCAUCGGCCAGCAUCUACAACUACAACAUAAACACGUAUGCGCGCUUCUGUAAGUGCUGCCGCGAGCUGGGGCUGCAGAGACGAGUCGUGCAGUUAUAUUGUAGCGGAAAUUCAACCUGGGUCAGUUAUUCCAUUCAGGAGCCAACGGACUGUUCCUGCCAGUGGUCGUGAGCGCCACCUACCGGUAACGCUUGAUAACCAGCUGUAUAUAGUCCCUUCCUCUGCACCAGGCCAAGGAAAAGUGCCAAAAAGAGCUUCGUCUCAGCCAGAAAGUUGUGUUUCUUAGGGUGUCUGCAGGAGCGACUUUAGUGCAGCAUUCAAGCGUCCGUUAGGCUUCACAUCACCGUUACUUUUCCGUUCUUCUAAAGAAAAACGGAUUCUGUAUUUUAAGCAUCCGCUAUGCACACAGGACUUUUGUUUUUUCUAAAAUAACGGAUCUUUGACAGAAAUGGCUCAAAUGCAAACGAAAUGUGCAGAACUGGUGGUCAGGAUCCAUUUUUCUUCUUCUGUCGGAUAAGAAGAACGGAAAAAUAAACGGCGAUGUGAACUCGCCCGUACUGAGACAAGAUAAGGAACAUGGAUUCAGGCCUAACGUGACCUCACACUGACCACAGGCUGGUGAUAUCCCACCGCUUACCCUCCACAGGCGGCCCACUCAAGGGUCCAGGGUGUGACGGACGGAGGGCAGGCUCAGCUCCCAGAACUGUGCUACCAGUGAUGGCUGUUUCCUUUAUUGAUGCCACCUAACCCCUCCAUGCUGGCGCAGGACACGUCUGUGGCCUGCAGGUGGCAGUCUGGAGCUGUGGAGCCCCCGGUGCCGUCCCUUCUAACAUGACUGGAAACCUUCCUGCAGCCACCUGUAAAGUGCUCCCUACGUGCCAGUCAGUAUAUCAUGCUGCCAUGUAGAGCGCCUGAGCUCGGAGCACUUACCUGAAGAACUGACAAUCAUAUGGGUCACUGUGAACUGCAGCAGGACUACAAACAACGCUCAUAAUAAAAUGAA